Chenopodium quinoa (quinoa) is the source of this 1821-nucleotide messenger RNA. Its product is annotated as protein FAR1-RELATED SEQUENCE 5-like. Lineage: Eukaryota; Viridiplantae; Streptophyta; Magnoliopsida; Caryophyllales; Amaranthaceae. Gene Ontology annotation, molecular function: zinc ion binding. The coding region runs from base 1 to 1821 and encodes 606 amino acids. The record is from RefSeq and is a predicted model, not a curated record. The transcript has 4 exons. Gene Ontology annotation, biological process: regulation of DNA-templated transcription.
AUGGAGAAUUCGACUUUCGAUACAACAAAUUGCAGCAAUCUCAUUCACGAAUUGCUACAAAAACAGAGGCAAAUUGAGACUGAAUUUGAAAUCGAUACAAAUCCAAUUGAUGCUUAUGGUUUAGAUCUUAGAGGAUCAUUUGUUGGUGUGGUAAGAGAAACUUUUGAAGAAAUUUUGGAAUUGUAUGAAAAACAUGCUGCUAUACUGGGGUUUUCAAUAAGAAAACAUACAACUAGAUUCAAACAACACACAAAAAUAGUAACUGAGAAAAACUAUGUGUGUUCUGCUGAGGGAAAGAGACAUUCAGGUCAGAAGAAAACAAAGUUAGUUGAAAUGGUUGAUGAAGAGGAUCCAAACUUCUUUUUUAGAGUGAAGUUUGACAAAGAAGGAAGAAUUUGCAAUAUCUUUUGGAGAGAUUCAAUGAUGCUAAAAGACUAUAGGAUAUAUGGAGAUGUUCUUGUCUUUGAUACAACAUACAAAACCAACAGAUAUAAUCUUAUAUGUGCUCCAUUUGUUGGCAUAAAUAACCACUGGCAUAAUUGUAUGUUUGCUUGUGCUUUUAUUGGGGAUGAAACGACAGAUUCAUUUGUGUGGUUAUUACAAACCUUCUUCAAAGCUAUGGAGGAUAGAAAACCAACUUCAAUAUUCACUGACCAGGACCAAGCAAUGGCAAAUGCUAUACUGGAGGUGAUUCCUAAUACAAAACAUAGACUUUGUAUAUGGCAUUUGGAGCAAAAUGCCAUAACCAGAUUUGGAGCUCUUAAAAAAGACAAAGAAUUCAAAUUUGCAUUCAACCAGUGCUUAAAGAUGUGUGUGACAGAACAAGAAUUCGAAGCAAAGUGGCAAGCAAUGUUGCAAAAAUAUGAGUUGACAGAACACUCUUGGUACAAAAGAGUGUAUGAGUUGAAAGACAAACGGUGUCCUGCCCUUUGUAGAGAUUUCUUUUCAGCAGGGAUCUUAUCGUCACAAAGGAGUGAAAGCACUAAUCAUGCCAUAGGAUUCAGAUCAAGUAAAGCAACUACUUUGACAGAAUUUUAUACCAUAUUUAAGAAGACAACUAAUCGUUGGAGAAGCACAGAGAAAUAUGAUGAGUUUACCUGUAGCAAGUCAAUAGCAUUCACUUCAUUGCCUCUAUCUGGAAUGCUAAAGCAUGCUGCACAGGUUUUCACUUUAUCACUCUUUAGAAAUUUUGAAGAGGAGUUUGGAUACUCUAUGGCAACAAUUGUUCAGAUGUUAGGCAGUAAUGAAGAAUGCCUACUUUAUCAAGUAACACUAGAAGACAAGCCAUGGUCUGCACAUCAAGUAAACUGUAUACAAGAGAGCCAAACUGUAUGGUGUACGUGCAAAAACUUUGAAGCAUCUGGAUGGUUAUGUUAUCAUUGCAUCAGAAUUCUACAUUUGCAUUCAGUAACAAGAAUACCAGACAAGUAUGUUUCAAAAAGAUGGACUAAGUUUGCAAAAACAGAGGCAUGGGAUAGGUUGAAGAAUCAGGAUCCUAAACAGCAAUAUAUUCCAUGGAGGCAAACAAUGAUGAGGAAAUACUACAAUCUAAUCUUAAAAAGUCAAGAAAAUGAAGAGACAAGAGCAUUUAUGGAAGAAAGCUUCAGAAACAGUCUUAAAAUGGUGGAAGACUUACUUGCUAGUGCUGCUCAGAAAGAAAGUGCAGAAGCUGCUUCUAACAUUCCUGAUGUGGCAGACAACACUCAAAGCAAUACUGACGCUUCUUCAGCAUCAAGUACAAGCACAUGUGUACCAAUAAUUCUUGAUCCUAAAAGGGCUGUAACAAAAGGAAGAAGAAAGAGAGCAAAAGGAGGACUUUAA